CAAAUUCUUUCAUCUUUUAUGCGAUAAAGCUUGUUUGAUUUUUCUUCUUAUUGAAUCUGUGUGGUUUGUCUAUGGGAGAAGAGAAGGAGAACUGGAGAAGCGAGCUCGACGAUAUCAAUGGGCUUAGUCUGAUUGAUUUCUCCGCCGAGGAUGAUAACCUCCUCCUCUCUUCCUUUCUCGAUCCCACCACCUUUGAUUUCUCAGAUACUGAUAAGGAAGACAGAGGUCUUUGUUUAUUUGGAGAUACACAUAAUUGUUGUGAUGAAGAGACUUUGGGCUCUACUACUUUAGAAGAGAAGGAGCCUCAUAAGAUCAUGAAGACUAACCUACGCAAAAGUCUUGCUUGGGACAAAGCCUUUUUCACCAAUGCAGGUGUUUUGGAACCGGAUGAACUGUCUAGCAUGAUGGGGAGGAAAAGUUUACCAGCGGUUCAAGAGGAUUUGCAUAGAUCAACAGAGUCUAUGUCUACAUUGAAAAGUGACUGCACUGUGGAGACUGGUCAGGAAUUUUUUAUGUGUGAUGCUGCAACACCUGACAAGCGUAAGGACUUGGGAUCAACAGAGGCAGUACCUAGCCCAACUACAAGUACACUAGACGACCCUAGCUCUGAGGAAAAGAUGAAACCCAAUCCUAUUCGUAAAAGGCCAGGUAUUAGAUCACAAGGAUUAGCGAAGGCGACAAAGCAUCCUGUCGCUUCAGAAGAACACAAUACAUCCAUUUCCAGGCCAUCCACUGGACUCAACAGGCCAUCCAGUGGACUCAGCAAAACAAAAAGAGCUUCGGUAGAUACUAACAAAGCCAAACAAGAAACGAAUCCUAAAUCAUCUGGGGGUAAAGAGCCUUUGGCUUCCAGAGUUCCAAUUUCAAGAAGACCUCGACCCAUUGUAUCAACACCUGUAGUGCCUUUUAAAUCUGCUUUACGUUCUUCAGUCGCCUCCAAGAAUGAAUUAACAUCUUCUUGCUCUUCCAUUGAGAGCUGUCUCAGUGUUUCGUCAACCGCUUCUAACAAGCCUUCUAUACAUUCAGUAAAGCAGAAGAAAGAUCAGAGUUUAAGAAUAGCUUCCCAUUCUUUGGCAAAUAGACCAAAAUCCAGCGCUGGAUCUAGAAAUAUAGACCAGCUUAAAGUUCCACCCGUCUCAGCCGGUAGGACAUACAAGUUCAAUGUAUCACGUCUUAGUUCUAGUGUUGACUGGUCAUCGGAAUCACCGCGAGCUUUUACUCCUAAUAAAAUGGCUAAAGGUAACAAGAAAAGUGUCCAUGGUGAUAACGGUCCUCCAACUGAUUAUACAACACAGACUUUGAAACCUCUGAACAAUUCUAAAGAUGUAUCUGUUGUCCAAGAUGACCCAAAGCCUUCUGCUUCCAUGAUGAAACCAACGGGACUCCGUGUGCCAUCGCCAAAAGUUGGCUACUUUGACGGAGCGAGGGGCAGCGUUGCACGAACACCCACGGGAUCCUGUACUGGUCCGGUAAGUGGCUUGUCAAAACAUGGAGCUUGUAGUCCCGAUGAAUUUACUCCAAGUAGAACUGCAAAGUCCCAACCCACAAUGUCUAAAGCAGCGGUUCGUCCAGUUUCAAGGAGUUCAAGGCUGAUUGUCUCGGCUUCACCAAAGCUUACCAACAAAAGGUAUUCAAAAGUCAGUGCAGAGGAACAACUUGGAUAAUGUAGCUACAGUUAUGAAGCCAAAUAACUUGCAACUUGUUAUAAUAUACCAUAAGCUUUUAGGUAAAAGACCACAUGGACUAAGUGCUUUGUCAUGUAUAGCUUUGAGAUUCACUUGCAGUCUGGUUUGUAAUGGAUUUUCUAAAGUAAACAAUACCAACUGAUAAUAUAUUUUAGUUUCCAAUCGUCCCAUUAAUUUGAAACCUUGUUUUGG
Molecule: messenger RNA, 1877 nt
Organism: Arabidopsis thaliana (thale cress)
Lineage: Eukaryota; Viridiplantae; Streptophyta; Magnoliopsida; Brassicales; Brassicaceae
Product: TRIO/F-actin-binding protein
Exons: 8
Coding region: 72-1664 (530 amino acids)
Molecular function (GO): microtubule binding
Source: RefSeq, marked reviewed